Molecule: messenger RNA, 656 nt
Organism: Anarrhichthys ocellatus (wolf-eel)
Lineage: Eukaryota; Metazoa; Chordata; Actinopteri; Perciformes; Anarhichadidae
Gene: tomm5
Product: translocase of outer mitochondrial membrane 5 homolog (yeast)
Exons: 2
Coding region: 94-249 (51 amino acids)
Cellular component (GO): mitochondrial outer membrane translocase complex
Source: RefSeq, a predicted model, not a curated record
CGGUGUAGAUUAUUUCACGCACACUCCUGAGACGGUGAAUUCUCAACACGAAAGGCAGACCGAGGAACAAAACCCAGUUAAACCACAGCGAUAAUGUUCAAACUUGAAGGACUCGGCCCUAAAAUGGACCCAGAGGAGAUGAAGAGGAAAAUGCGACAAGAUGUCGUCUCAUCUUUACGAAACUUUCUUCUUUACGUCGUCCUUCUCAGAGCCACCCCAUAUGUUUUAAAGAAGCUGGACAGCAUAUGAGCAGAGCAUCAAGUCUCAUCCACUGAGCGCUUACUCCACCAGACAGUAUGGAUCAUCAGCAGCAGACAACUGGGGCCAUUGCAGCUAAUUGUGUUGGAGACAACCAGUGUCUGUCCAUCACUGCACCCGAGGAAACACCUUUGUUCUCAUGUCCCCUGUCUUAUUCCUUUUUGUAAACUUUAGUCUGUCUUUCUUGUUAAACGUUGUCAUUAUUGUUAAAUGCAAAGUUUGAGAGCGAGUGUGCCUGCCGUGUUCGCACGUUAAAAGGAAACCAUGUUUAUUUUGUCUGUCUUUGAACGUACACUGUCAAACUGCAUUACACAUGUACACUGUUGAGGCGAACAUUUUCAUGAAUGAAUUUCAAAUCUUAAUGUAAUCACUGAAAAUAAAAAUGGUGACCAAGAAAG